CGCAUGCGCAUUUGUGAAGACGGCAGCAUCACAGUGCGGCUCUCUGCUAAGCAGCUAAUCAGCUGAAUCAUUUAGUUUAUUCCCUCUUUUUUCUUGUAAUUGUGCGUGUCUUGUAGCGUAAUGGCGGCAAGAUACGACAGAGCGAUUACUGUCUUUUCACCCGAUGGUCAUCUUUUUCAGGUAGAAUAUGCACAAGAAGCCGUAAAAAAAGGCUCUACAGCGGUGGGAAUCAGAGGGAAAGAUAUUGUUGUGCUUGGUGUUGAGAAGAAAUCUGUAGCAAAGUUGCAGGAGGAAAGGACUGUCCGCAAGAUUUGCGCCCUUGAUGAGCAUGUCUGCAUGGCAUUUGCAGGUCUGACAGCAGAUGCCCGUAUUGUGAUAAACAGAGCUCGGGUUGAGUGCCAGAGCCACAGGCUAACUGUUGAGGACCCUGUCACAGUUGAAUACAUCACACGCUACAUUGCUACUCUGAAACAGCGAUACACUCAAAGCAACGGGCGCAGGCCGUUUGGCAUCUCUGCUUUAAUUGUUGGUUUUGAUUACGAUGGGACUCCAAGGCUCUAUCAGACUGACCCCUCAGGAACCUACCACGCCUGGAAGGCUAAUGCAAUCGGCCGAAGUGCAAAGACCGUGAGAGAGUUCCUGGAGAAGAACUACACAGACGAAGCCAUUGCUGGAGACAACGAGGCAAUAAAGUUGGCCAUCAAAGCUCUGCUCGAGGUUGUCCAAUCGGGAGGAAAAAAUAUCGAACUUGCUGUGAUCAGACGGGACCAGCCGCUAAAGAUUUUGGAAUCAAAAGAAAUUGAGAGUCUGGUGGCUGAGAUUGAGAAGGAAAAAGAAGAGGAGGCAGAGAAGAAAAAGCAGAAAAAAACCACCUGAUGCUGCUCAUCCACACGGUUUUUCUUUAUUGCACUUGGAAGACAUUUUUUGGGUUGCAGAUUACUAAGUGACAGAGUUUUCAGAUCGCCUACUUUAUUUCAUUGUAAAGACCUGGACCCUAACUUCAGAUCUGUUUAUUUACAUUUGCCUGUGCUCACAGAGAAUGUCCAGUCAAAUCCUUCUAGGUGUUACCUGACGUGCUUGAGAACAUGGAUAGAUCUCAGGUUAAGAGUUGAGGUCUUCAAUGAUGAGAUGUUUUUGUAUAUCAUUUACCAAACUGCUCUGAUUGACACAAAUCUCAAACGUUGAAAUAAAGGUUUUUAACAUUUUGAAU
Thalassophryne amazonica is the source of this 1210-nucleotide messenger RNA. RefSeq names its product proteasome subunit alpha type-7. Gene Ontology annotation, biological process: ubiquitin-dependent protein catabolic process. Bases 121 to 876 code for a protein of 251 amino acids. Lineage: Eukaryota; Metazoa; Chordata; Actinopteri; Batrachoidiformes; Batrachoididae. The record is from RefSeq and is a predicted model, not a curated record. Gene Ontology annotation, cellular component: proteasome core complex; nucleus; proteasome core complex, alpha-subunit complex. The transcript has 7 exons.